AUGGAAAAAUUGGUUCUUGCGCUGCUACACGCCUCCCGAAGACUACGCAUGUACUUUACGGGGCAUGUGAUCACCGUGCUUACAAACUUCCACAUCGGCACGAUAUUGCAAAAACCAGAAACAUCCAAUUGGUUAGCAAAAUGGGCCAUCGAGCUGGGGGGCCACAAUAUCUUGUACAGGCCGCGCCCAGCCAUUAAAGGCCAGGUCCUAGCUGACUUCAUCACAGAAGUACCGGUCAAUAAAUUCAAAGAAUGUAAUCUGGUGGAGACUCCUGAAAAAGACGUAACAGAUGAGACUUGGAUGCUUUAUACUGAUGGGGCCUCAAAUGAGGACAGCGCGGGAGCAGGAUUGCGCCUGGUGAGCCCUGAGAAUCACGAAUUUACGUAUGCCGUCAAGUUGGACUUUAAAAACACCAACAACGAGGCAGAGUACGAAGCAUUUUUGGCAGGCUUACGCCUCGCCAUCAAAAUGGGAGCUAAAAGUUUACGAGCACAUGUUGAUUCACUCCUGAUAGCCAGCCAAGUUAAUGGUAUAUACGAUGCAAAGGGCGAAGUCAUGGCCCUAUAUCUAGAGCAGGCAAAAGAAUUGCUUCAACAAUUCAAGUCUCACAAAGUAAUCCACAUCAAUCGCUCUGAAAACAAACCAGCGGAUGCCUUGAGCAAACUUGCUUCGACUUCUUUUCAACACCUUGCCAAAGACGUAAGAAUAGAAGUACUCAAGAAUCCAUCAGUCUUGCUGCGACAAGUAAACGUCAUUGAGAUGGGGCAACCAUCCUGGAUGACCCCCAUAAUCCAAUAUUUGCAAGAGGGGAUACUCCCUGAAAACAUAGCAGAGGCGAGGAAGAUUCAGAACAAAUCCCUGCAUUACGAAAUGAAUGGCGGUAUUCUGUACCGAAAGUCCUUCUUGGGGCCACUACUGCGCUGUGUGGACCCCCAAGAUGCGAACUACUUGAUCAGGGAGAUCCAUGAAAGGAUCUGCGGCAUCCAUUCAGGACCACGCAUGGUUGUCGUGAAGAUCAUGAACGCCGGAUACUACUGGCCAGUGAUGCAUGUCGAUGCCCUGAAGGAGAUCCGCAAGUGCGACUCCUGUCAGCGACAUUCUCCAAAAACCCUGCGCCCCAAGAAUGACCUUAUCCCUGUAUCCACUGCAUGGCCUUUCCAGCAGUGGGGAAUCGACAUGGUGGGACCCUUCCCAGAGGCUCCUGGCGCCGUCAAAUUUAUAAUAGUGGCCGUCGAUUACUUCACGAAAUGGGUGGAGGCCUAA
Molecule: messenger RNA, 1263 nt
Organism: Helianthus annuus (common sunflower)
Lineage: Eukaryota; Viridiplantae; Streptophyta; Magnoliopsida; Asterales; Asteraceae
Exons: 1
Coding region: 1-1263 (420 amino acids)
Molecular function (GO): RNA-DNA hybrid ribonuclease activity; nucleic acid binding
Source: RefSeq, a predicted model, not a curated record